Microplitis mediator is the source of this 1814-nucleotide messenger RNA. RefSeq names its product transmembrane protein 120 homolog. The record is from RefSeq and is a predicted model, not a curated record. Bases 432 to 1589 code for a protein of 385 amino acids. The transcript is spliced from 8 exons. Gene Ontology annotation, cellular component: membrane. Lineage: Eukaryota; Metazoa; Arthropoda; Insecta; Hymenoptera; Braconidae.
AACAUAUAUAUGUAUAUUUAAUUACACAUAUAAAAAAAAUUUAAUCAGUUAUCAAAAAAAAAAUUAAUUUCAAAUUUUUUUAUCAGAAAAAAACUCGUAAUCUAAUAAUUUAUGAAAUACUGGAGUGAAUUAGUACUUUGUAUGUAUAUAUAUUUCCAGGUUUUCAAUUUCGUUCAUCAGUCCAUCCGUUUUAUCCUCUCCAGUUAUUACUAGACAAUAUCCGCGAUAAGUCAAAUAAAAAAAUCAAUUACCUGUCAAUUAAUUAAUAGAACAUCUCCAAUGAAACCUUUUAUUAUUUUUUAAUUAACAAUUUGUCAUUAUUAAAUAAUUGCCUUCGGGAAUUAGCCAGUGGAUUUAUGUCAUAAAUGAACAGUUCAAAUAUUUUAUUUAUUGUCAACAAGUGAUUUUAUUAAAUAAACUGAGGAUUCAAAAUGAUGGACACUGACUUGGACUCCUGUUUAGACGAUUGGAAAGAUCUUACCAAAGAUUAUAAAGAACUUGAGGCAUUAAAUAGAGAAUAUAUUGCAAAAUUACAAGAAAUAUCAGAUCUCCAGACGAAAUGUCUAAAUGGAAUUUCUCAUCAGAGGUAUCGGAUGGGUGUGAUAUCAAAAUCUUUAAAACAAUUUUUAAAAGGCAGCGAAAUUAGACAACGCGUUAAAAAAGAGAUGCAGAAACGCGAAGAACAGUUACAUGAAAUGGAACAAACACUACCAAAGUCCAAUGGUACUUACUUAUCAAUAAUUCUUGGUAGUGUUAACGUUUCUAUUUUGAAUAAAAAUGAUAAAUUCAAAUACAAAGACGAGUAUGAAAAAUUUAAACUUGUGCUGUCAGUUAUUGGUUUUAUUUUAUCAGUCAUUAAUUUAUUUACUAACAUCAGAACAUUGGAACUGAGUUUUAUGUUCCUGCUGGUCUGGUAUUACUGCACAUUAACGAUACGUGAGAGCAUUUUAAAAGUAAACGGAUCGCGUAUAAAAGGCUGGUGGCGUUUCCAUCAUUUUUUAUCAACGGUAGUGUCAGGACUGUUGUUAGUUUGGCCAAACACCGGACCCUGGUACGCGUUCCGCGGGCAAUUCAUGUGGUUCAAUGUUUACAUAAGCUUCGUUCAAUAUUUACAAUUCAGAUAUCAACACGGGGUACUCUAUCGAUUAAAAGCACUUGGAGAACGUCACAACAUGGACAUAACGAUCGAGGGCUUCCACUCGUGGAUGUGGCGCGGAUUAUCUUUUCUUCUUCCAUUUUUAUUCAUAGGAUAUUUCUUUCAACUGUACAACGCCUACACACUUUACAGUCUCACGUCGCAUCCCGAAGCUACAUGGCACGUCUCCGUGCUGAGCUUCAUGUUCUUCAUUCUCUUUCUUGGCAACGCCAUCACGACUAUUCUUGUGAUACCACAGAAAUGGCAGGACCGUUUGACAAGUCGGUUGCCAAGUGUCUUUGCAUUUAAAUCCGACAGAAGAAAAAGUCUCGGUACCAAAUCGCCAGCUGAUGCAGUAACAGACAAAAGUCUCGGUACCAAAUCACCAGAUACGGAAGCGGAAAAACUAGAAAAAUCUGAGGAAACUCAACUUACUGAUAAAAAAAUUGAUUAAUUAAAUAUGAUCCUGAGUCAGUAGACGAUUAAUGAUUUUUGAAUUUUUUUUUCUACAAAUUAAUUAAAAAAAAAUGCGCAUAUAAAAAAAUUAAAAAACUAUAAGUGCAAUUUUAAAAAAAAAUCCAAAAAUUAUUAAACGUCGGCUAAUGUCAGUAUCAUUAAUUAAGUAAUUAAAGGAAUCUAGUUUUUUUUUUUUUAAUUAAAUAUACUCAUUAAGGGCAUU